UUUCGGAUUAGGUCUAUGUCGUCAAAAACUAAUAAGAUGGUCAACUCUUCUGAAAAAGAGGUGGGUGAUAAGUCAUCGGGAGGAGCAACAGAUUCACAAUCCAAGAAAAAGAACAAUAAACAUAACAAUCCAGUGAAUGAAAACGACCCCAAAAUCAUGGCUCCUGCAAAUAUGCCCAGGACGCCAUUGGAAGCUGACAUGAAACCAAUUGAUGCAAAGAACACAAAUCUUUCGGGGAGUAGAAACAGCAGUCGAAGUGAUAGCAUGGAGAGCACCACCGCGCCGCUUAGGCCGCACACCGGUGGCGACGUGCGGUGGGACGCUAUUAAUUCGGUGAGUGCUAAAGGCCCCAUCAGUCUCAGCAACUUUCGGCUUCUCAAGCGCAUCGGAUAUGGAGAUAUCGGGAGUGUGUACCUCGUCGAGCUCAGAGGAACCAAUGCUUUUUUCGCUAUGAAGGUGAUGGACAAGGCAUCUUUGGCGAGUAGAAACAAGUUAUUGAGAGCUCAAACGGAACGAGAGAUUCUUGGCCUUCUCGACCACCCUUUCUUGCCUACUCUUUAUUCCUACUUUGAGACUGAAAAAUUCUAUUGUCUAAUCAUGGAAUUCUGCAGUGGAGGCAAUCUUCAUUCCUUGCGCCAAAAGCAACCCAACAAGCAUUUCACUGAGGAAGCUGCAAGGUUCUUUGCAUCAGAGGUGUUGCUGGCACUAGAGUAUUUGCAUAUGCUAGGUAUUGUAUACAGGGACUUGAAGCCAGAAAAUGUUUUGGUACGAGAUGAAGGUCAUAUAAUGCUCUCGGAUUUCGACCUAUCCCUCCGUUGCUUCGUCAAUCCGACCCUGGUGAAAUCUUCAUCCACGCAUCAAGCAAGCAACGGCGGCGGUAACGGUGGCAUCUUGGAUAAUGAGCAAGUGCCCGGGCAAGGUUGCAUGCAGCCCUCCACGUUCUUCCCCCGCAUCUUGCAUGGCAAAAAGAACCGUAAAUCCAAAUCGGAUUUUGGCCUCUGCGUUGGAGGCUCCAUGCCGGAGUUAAUGGCCGAACCGACCAACGUCCGGUCGAUGUCGUUCGUCGGUACGCACGAAUAUCUAGCGCCAGAAAUCAUCCGCGGCGAGGGGCACGGCAGCGCAGUUGACUGGUGGACGUUCGGCAUCUUCUUAUACGAACUCUUGCAUGGGACGACCCCAUUCAAAGGCCAAGGCAACCGAGCCACAUUGUUCAACGUAGUAGGACAGCCAUUGAGAUUCCCAGAAACCCCACAAGUGAGCUUCGUGGCUCGAGACCUCAUACGAGGUCUGCUGGUCAAAGAACCGAGCAAACGCAUCGCGUGCAAAAGGGGAGCAACGGAGAUAAAGCAACACCCGUUCUUCGAAGGAGUGAAUUGGGCACUGGUGAGGAGCGCAAUGCCGCCACACGUACCGGAACCGGUGGAUUUCUCGCAGUUGGUCGCGAAGGAAGAGAAGAAGAACAGCCAUGGCGGUCAUCAUCAUCUUCAUAACGAACUUGUUGGAAAUCAAGCAGCUCAAAAAUCCAAUUCAUCUGACUACAUACAAUUUGAAUACUUUUAGCACUGCACUAAUAUCUUCCCUUUAACUUCACUACUGCAAAAAUUAAUUCUAAAUGCGAUGGAU
Molecule: messenger RNA, 1623 nt
Organism: Hibiscus syriacus
Lineage: Eukaryota; Viridiplantae; Streptophyta; Magnoliopsida; Malvales; Malvaceae
Product: serine/threonine-protein kinase AGC1-7-like
Exons: 3
Coding region: 16-1560 (514 amino acids)
Biological process (GO): protein phosphorylation
Cellular component (GO): nucleus; plasma membrane; cytoplasm
Molecular function (GO): protein serine/threonine kinase activity; ATP binding
Source: RefSeq, a predicted model, not a curated record